Molecule: messenger RNA, 2457 nt
Organism: Phytophthora sojae
Lineage: Eukaryota; Oomycota; Peronosporomycetes; Peronosporales; Peronosporaceae
Exons: 7
Coding region: 1-2457 (818 amino acids)
Biological process (GO): protein phosphorylation
Molecular function (GO): ATP binding; protein kinase activity
Source: RefSeq, a predicted model, not a curated record
AUGGCAGCAGGCGGUCGGUGUCUAUUGGCGCUGGGGCUGGUGCUGAUUGCCAGUCCGAGCCUCGUGAGCAGCGCCGGGUGUGCAUCUGGGUCGUCGACACUCACGACCGAGGGGUGUUCGGGCUGUGGGGGCUACGACUUGUGUCUCGGUUACACGUCGAAGAGCGCAUGCUCCGGCUCAGGCUGCGAGACGGACGGAGACUGCACCUAUGACUGCAUGAGCGUCGACGGGAACUUGACGACGCUGGACGUGCUCAUUGACUUCGGCGGGUUCCGAAGCGCCCAGGAGACGGCGGCAGGGGGGUUCUCCGUCUCAGGCUACCCGGACUUCACGGAUACGUGGCCAUCGGCUAGUAACGACGAUGUCACUGCGGUUGGGACGAUCACACUGUCUGAUUCAGUCGAGACCUUCAUUAUGUCGGGAGGAACUGCUGCGAUGAAUUAUCCGCAGGGGAAAGUGGCGAGUGUUACGUUGACGUCGGACUUUAUUUCGUCUGCUGCCACGGUGACGAGAGUGGUGUUGCAGAACCUCGCCUUGUCGGACCAGGCGGACGACUUGGCGAGGUUACUGCCGUCCACUGUCACAAACCUCGAGCUUACCAACACGCUGAUCGAGACGUUCCCAGCAGAGCUUGGGGGCCUGAAAUCGCUCCAGCAGCUGCUCUUGGACUACAACUACAUCACGUCUGUAGAUACGUUGGACGUGAUCGACUCGCUGACUACGCUGAGUCUAGAGGGCAACAGCAUCAAAGCUUUUACAGGCGUCUUCCCCAAUCUAGAAUACCUAUUUCUAGGUGACAACAACCUCACAAGCGUCCCCACCGCCGUUUACAAGCAUUCGUAUCUGAAGACACUAAAUCUGACUGGCAACCCCUUCUCCGUCCGAGAGUUCACGCGCGAGCAGGCAGACUUCUUGAAUGAUUUAGAGACGUUGUAUCUGUCUGCUUCCGACUUCACUGUGGACCUCGAGUGCGACGACAGCGAACAAGUCGCCAUUCACGAAGUGACAGUGUGUCUUGGGUCUGGAGUGACGGCGUCGUCGACCGACACUAGCGCCGAUGCCACGAGCACAACGAAAAGUGAUACGACCAGCGGCACCAGCACUGCGUCAAGCUCAACCGAUAGUAAUGGAUCCGAGACGACGACUACCAGCUCAUCUGACUCGUCCUCUUCAACGAGUAUGAUCGUGGGAAUUGUCUGUGGAGCCUUGGUGGUUCUAUUUGCCAUCUUCCUCUUCGUUAUUUACCGACGGAAGCAGAAGAAUGCUGCACAGCAGAAGCUCGGUGAAUCCUUCGAAUUCAGCGGGACGCGCUUCCCCUCGAUCGACAGCGACCUUGUGCUUCAACAGCAACACUAUGGAGACCUGCGGACCUCAGCCGUGUAUGCCAUGGACAUCCCGAUGACCUCGACGGAGUUUUCGAUGGCGAACCAAACGGUGGGAGGCGGCGACGACGAAAGCAUGGGCAUUCCGACGUCGAUAGAUGGUAGUGUGGGCAUCCCAACGUCCGUGGAUGCAGAACGAAAACCUGCCCGCUUCAUGUCGAUCUGGAACGACCCGGAUCUUCUAUCGUUGCAAGUGCGCGCAGCAGACGUCAAAGACCUCAAGCAACUGGGGAAUGGGGCAUUUGCUAUGGUGUGGCUUGUGCGCUACCGGGAUUCGCAGUUGCUGGCAUCAAAAAGACUCCGACCGGAAAGACGGACGAAGAAACAUACAAUCAUGUUCAUCGAGGAAAUCAAGCUCGUCGCCAACUUCGAUCACCCGAAUCUCGUCAACUUCGUCGGUGCAGCGUGGACGAUCGAGAGUGAUCUGCAGAUGCUGCUCGAGUACAUGGAAGGAGGCGAUCUCCGUCGCUAUCUCUCGAGUCCGAAUACCCCCGUCGGUUGGACAAACAAGAAGUUCAACAUUGCCAUUGGAGUCAUCGAAGCGUUGGUGUAUUUGCACUCGUUUGUGCCCCCGCUUGUCCACCGCGAUCUCAAGUCCAAGAACGUAUUGCUCUCAUCGGAUUUCAAGGCAAAGUUGAGCGACUUUGGGGCUUCACGCUUCCGAUCAGUCGAAAAUACUAUGACGGGUGGUGUUGGUACCGGUCGAUGGCUAGCGCCUGAGGUGAUUCGAGGUGACACGGACUAUGGCUCUGCUGCUGACAUCUAUAGUUUUGGUGCACUGCUGACGGAGCUGGACACCAACAAGAUCCCGUACAGCAACGCGCGUGGGUCGAACGGGAAGAUUCUGUCGGAUAUGACGAUCUUGCAUCGCGUCGCAACGGGCAAACUGCACCCACAGGUGGGGUCAGAUUGCAGCCCGGCACUGAAGGACUUGGUCGAGCGAUGUCUUGUCGAAGACCAGGCACAACGGCCAGCUGCAGCUGUCAUUGCGUACGAAUUACGCUUGAUCAAGAAGGACAUGGAAGCUAUCCUCGCUCAAGCUUCCGCCGACUUGACCCUCAGCGAGCUUAAUUGA